GUGGCCGGCCGGACUUCAUUCCACAGAUGUGCUUUAACAAAGUGUGAAGCUGAACUCUGAGCUGUGACAGUGUGAGCAGUGUGAGAGUGUCAGUAGAUGAUCAGCAGAGGAAAGUGAGAGCUGCUGUGAGCUGAUGUCCUGAAGGGCUUUUAAAGAGUCUCUGAGUUUGACAGGAACAUGAAGAUGUUUGUGGUGUUUGUGAUCCUCCUGCACGUUUCCCAGCAUGCCUCAACUCUGGAGGUGUAUGAGGGGGUGGAGUCUGUCCUGCUGACCUGCAAGGACACUUCUGUACCGUCUUUGGCCAAUCUGGUGUGGGCUCGCCACGACCUCGAUCCUCCAAUCGUCCACGAGCGUAAUGAUGCAGGAGAUGAACUGAGAGACCAAAACCAGCGUUAUAGGAGAAGAACGUCCAUGAAGACAGACUCUCUGAGGACCGGAGACUUCAGCCUCACUCUGAGGAACCCCAUCAUCUCUGAUAGCGGCAACUACACCUGCACCAUCACUGCAUCUGGAAACACAAUGACACUGACUACAGUAGAGCUGCAGGUCAAAGUGUCCCACCAAGUCCUCACCCUGGAGGUGUACGAGGGGGCGGAGUCAGUCCGGCUUCCCUGUCAGAUCCCAUUUGUAUCUGGACCCACCACAGUGGUGUGGAGCCGCCACGACCUACAACCUCCAACCGUCCACCAGCGUCAGCAGGAAGAGGACGAGCUGACAGAUCAAAACCAGCGUUACAGAGACCGAACAUCCAUGAAGACUGACGCUCUGCAGACUGGAGACUUCAGCCUCACUCUGAGGAAACCCCACAUCUUUGACAGCAGCAACUACACCUGCACCAUCAGAGUGACGGGAGAAGAACCCAGACUGACAGAUGUUCACCUGCAGGUCAAAGAGCCGUACGUUUUUCCUGCUGAGGCCUGGGUCCUCCUGGCUGUCUUGAUUACUGCUGUACUCGUGGGUCUUGGAGUAUAUCUUUGGAAAUUACUCAAAAAAGUCCCCCAGGUGGAGGUGGAUUCAGGGGUGGAGUCUGUCCAACUGCCCCUCAAAACCACACUUCACCUGCCUGAAGACGCUAAAGUGGAGUGGAAGAUCAGUCCAUACACAAAGGUCCACGUGUAUAAGAACGGCUCUGACCAGCCUGAAGAACAGGACCAGGUUUACAAAAAACGAACAAAGAUGAAUAAAGACCUUGCUCGCCGGCUGGUCCAGAUGGGUGUAGACACGAUUGAGCAGAUAGAUGAUGGCGUCCUCUGUUCUGAGACAAGGCUGAUAGGCAAAUUGAAGGGGAUCCAGAUGUGGUCUGAGAAUGGGUCGCAACUGGUCCAGGAUGAGCCUUUCCAGGGUCUUCAUGAUGUGGGAGGUCAGUGCCACGGGCCUGUAAUCCUGGGCGCCGCUGGGACGUGGCGUCUUUGGAAUAGGGACGAGGCAUGA
Molecule: messenger RNA, 1431 nt
Organism: Oreochromis niloticus (Nile tilapia)
Lineage: Eukaryota; Metazoa; Chordata; Actinopteri; Cichliformes; Cichlidae
Exons: 6
Coding region: 178-1431 (417 amino acids)
Biological process (GO): cell surface receptor signaling pathway; cellular response to lipopolysaccharide; positive regulation of T cell proliferation
Cellular component (GO): external side of plasma membrane
Source: RefSeq, a predicted model, not a curated record